Molecule: messenger RNA, 618 nt
Organism: Mesorhabditis belari
Lineage: Eukaryota; Metazoa; Nematoda; Chromadorea; Rhabditida; Rhabditidae
Source: the annotation of a GenBank genome assembly
AUGGUUCACUACAAGCUCUCCUAUUUCCCGAUUCGUGCAUUGGCUGAGACCGCCCGGCAACUCUUCGCCCUCGCCAACGUCGACUUCGAGGACGAUCGAGUGCCCCGUGAGCAAUGGCCUGAUUUCAAGCCAAAGACUCCAUUCGGACAAAUGCCCGUGUUGGAGGUGGAUGGGAAAGCGCUCGCCCAAUCCCGAGCCAUCUACCGUUAUUUGGCCAAGAAAUUCGGUUUCGCUGGGAAGGAUGACUGGGAAUCUGCUCAAAUCGACGCAUGGGCUGAUCAAUUCGUCGAUUACAACAACGAGCUCCGGCCAUACUUUGUCGUUGUUGCUGGUUUUGGAGAAGGCGACAAAGAGAAAUUGUACGCGGAUGUGGUGGAGCCGGCUAGGGAGAAAUUCCUUCCAUUGGUCGCCAAGCAACUCAAGGAGAACGGAUCCGGGUUCUUGGUUGGUAGCAAAGUGUCAUGGGUCGACUUGCACUUGGCCGGUCACAUCGAGACUUUCCUCAGCUUCGUCCCGCACUUCGCUGACAAGUAUCCCGAGGUGGUUGCUCAUCAGAAGAAAGUGCACGCGAUCCCGGAGCUGAAGAAAUGGAUCGAGAAGCGCCCACAGACCCCCUUC